CCUGUGUGCGCGGCCGCGUGCGCGCCGGGGGGUGCAAACCCUGAGCGUCUACACUGGCCAUGAGGGACGCGAGUGCCUGGGCCCCGCUCUGCCUGCUGUUGGCCGCUGCAGCCCAGCUCGCGCUGCAGCAGCCUCCGGAAAGACCUGUUUUCACAUGUGGCGGCAUUUUUACUGGAGAGUCUGGAUUUAUUGGCAGUGAAGGUUUUCCUGGAGUGUACCCUCCAAAUAGCAAAUGUACUUGGAAAAUCACAGUUCCUGAAGGAAAGGUAGUCGUUCUUAAUUUCCGAUUCAUAGACCUCGAGAGUGACAACCUUUGCCGCUACGACUUUGUGGAUGUGUACAAUGGCCAUGCCAACAGCCAGCGCAUUGGGCGCUUCUGUGGCACAUUCCGGCCUGGAGCUCUUGUGUCCAAUGGCAACAAGAUGAUGGUGCAGAUGAUUUCCGAUGCCAAUACAGCUGGAAAUGGCUUCAUGGCCAUGUUCUCGGCCGCUGAACCAAAUGAGAGAGGAGAUCAAUAUUGUGGAGGACGCCUGGAAAGACCUUCUGGUUCUUUUAAAACCCCCAACUGGCCAGACCGGGAUUACCCUGCAGGAGUCACCUGUGUAUGGCACAUUCUAGCUCCAAAGAAUCAGCUUAUAGAAUUAAAGUUUGAGAAAUUUGAUGUUGAGCGAGAUAACUACUGCCGUUAUGAUUAUGUGGCUGUGUUUAAUGGUGGAGAAGUCAAUGAUGCUGAAAGAAUCGGAAAAUAUUGUGGCGAUAGUCCACCUGCGCCAAUUGUAUCAGAGAAAAAUGAACUUCUCAUUCAGUUUUUAUCGGACUUAAGUUUAACUGCAGAUGGAUUUAUUGCUCACUAUAAAUUCAGGCCAAAAAAGCUGCCUACAACUCUAGCACCAAUGAUUACCACCACACCCCCUGUACCAACAGGUUUAAAACCCACUGUGGCCCUGUGUCAACAGAAGUGUAGACGAACUGGGACUCUGGAGAGCAAUUAUUGUUCAAGUAACUUUGUAUUGGCUGGCACUGUUAUCACAACCAUCACUCGAGGUGGAAGCCUGCAUGCCACGGUCUCCAUCAUCAACAUCUAUAAAGAGGGAAAUCUGGCAAUUCAGCAGGCAGGCAAGAAUAUGAGUGCCAAGGUCAUUGUGGUCUGCAAGCAAUGCCCUCUCCUCAGAAGAGGUCUAAAUUACAUCAUUAUGGGCCAAGUUGGUGAAGAUGGGAGAGGCAAAAUCAUGCCAAACAGCUUUAUCAUGAUGUUCAAGACCAAGAAUCAGAAGCUCCUGAAUGCCUUGGAAAACAAACAAUGUUAACGGAACUCUGAAAAGUCAUUCUGUAUUCUGUCAAUGUCUUUGAAAGAUAUAUUUUCUAUCAGUAGGAAAAAUAAAAAUUAAAAAACCUUAAGAAAUUAAAUACUGAGCAUUCCAAUGGUUGGACUGAUUUCCUCUUCAUAUGAUGUAGGUGUGAGACCUCCUGGAUGGCUGGUGGAGUUCUGUGCCUGCACUAAGAGGAGCAGAAAUCUGAUAGGAGCCUUAGUGCAGUGAUAGGAAACUAAAUGUAUCGGGCGUUGACAGCUUGGAAGCAGUUUAUUUAUACAUCUCUGUAAAAGGGUUUUUUUUUUUGGAAAUGAGUUUUGUGAAGAUAUAAAAAAGAGAUUUUUAUAAGUGCAAUAUUUAUAAUGAUAUUUGUUUUACCUUUAAGCAUUUGUUCUGAAGUGUUGCAUUCUUCUUUUGCAUUUUUUAAAUCAAUGCUUAAUAAAAUAUUUUUAAAGAUAAUAAAAAAA
Molecule: messenger RNA, 1777 nt
Organism: Orycteropus afer afer
Lineage: Eukaryota; Metazoa; Chordata; Mammalia; Tubulidentata; Orycteropodidae
Gene: PCOLCE2
Product: procollagen C-endopeptidase enhancer 2
Molecular function (GO): protein binding
Source: RefSeq, a predicted model, not a curated record